GCCGGCAGAUUUAUGUUUCUCAAUUCCAACAUCUCUAUAAGUCGCUCAGUUUCACUUUUUACCUCCCAAAGUAUACGAUGGCCGGAGGAGACCACCACCAGCAGGCGGAAGUCAUCCCGUUCAUGAUCGGAAUCCUCGGGAUGCUCGCCGGAGCAAUUGUCGUGGCGACCUACCACUGCAUUGUCGUCGGCUGCUACCAAAUGCACUCGCCCGAUUCCGCUGCGGCGAGGGAAGAGGAGAACGUCGACGGCCGGAGCACCAGCAGUAACUCGUCGGCGGCGUUGAUUCCGGUGGUGAAGUACAGCAAAGAGCAGAGCCUGAAGGCGAGUACCACGUGUUCGGUUUGCUUGUCGGAUUUCAGCGAAGGGGAACCGGUCAGGGCGCUGCCCGUUUGCUCCCACGUGUUCCACGUGGCGUGCAUCGACAGGUGGCUUCUCUCGCACCCGAACUGCCCGAUAUGCCGGGCCAACACGCUGCCCGUCCCGCACGUGGUGCUGACAGUACUAGAGCGGGACGGGUCCGUGUCCAGGGCGAGUGAGGGGAGUCGAACCGCGGGAAUAUCGGUUGGUUAUUUUGUUGUCUGAUCGAUUUUGGCUUCGAGAGGGAGCUAACUUUUUUUUUAACUGGGUUUGCAACCAAUUGGUUUUAUGGAGAAGUGGAAAUUGGAAGGAAAUACGAUUGGAUCAAAACCUAUUUGGAUCUGGUCAACUCCAUAUCGAUUCGACCAGAUUCAACCAAGUUUCUAACACAACGAUAGGUGAUGUACUAUGUAUACAUAUUGCUGUUGUUCUUCAUGAAUAUUUAUAUCGAAUCUCUUGUUUAGGAAAAUUGUAUAUUUAUAUUGAUAUGCUGGCGGAUUCAGAAAAUUUUCACAGGAGUGUCCUCUUUAAAAAUUAAAUUUAAUUAUAUAAUAAAUUAAAUAAUUUGUA
This is a messenger RNA of Linum trigynum, 929 nucleotides long. The record is from the annotation of a GenBank genome assembly. Lineage: Eukaryota; Viridiplantae; Streptophyta; Magnoliopsida; Malpighiales; Linaceae.